CCGAUAAAAGGCGAACUUAUCGGCGAUUGGUGCUCAGUCGGUCGCGCACGCGCAUCGCGUCCACGCAGGCCGCCGAUCGAUCACUCGCGGCCUCGCGGCCUUACCGAUCACACCUCCGCGAGCCUCGCGACCCAUCCGUCGAUCAGAUCGAUCGCGAUCGAUAGAUCCGCCACGCCGGGAUCAUGUUGUCCGCCUGGAAGACCUGUUGCGUCCGGGUGCCGCAGAGAUGGGUUUUCGCGGUGAUGGGGUUCCUGGCCCUGUUCAACGCCUACACCAUGAGGAUUUGUCUAUCGAUCGCCAUCACGGAGAUGGUGGUCCCCGAGGCGGGACACCAUAACGAGAGCAGAGAUGACACCUGUCCAAUGGAGAACAACACCUCGGACUCCCCUGUGUCGUCGGGGGGCACUUACGAUUGGGACGAGUACACCCAGGGCAUCAUCCUGUCGUCCUUCUACUGGGGCUACGUGUUGACCCACCUGCCAGGUGGGAUGUUAUCGGAACGUUUCGGUGGAAAGUACUCCCUGGGUCUUGGGAUCCUCUCGACGGCGCUAUUCACCCUGAUAACGCCCCUGGCAGUAGAAUGGGGCGAUUCGACGGCCUUAAUAGUAGUGCGAAUCCUGAUGGGCCUAGGGGAGGGUACAACCUUCCCCGCGUUGAACGCGAUGUUGGCCCAAUGGACCCCCCCAGAGGAGCGAUCGAAGAUCGGGUCCAUGGUGUUCGCAGGAGCCCAGCUGGGCACCGUCUUCACGACGACGUUGUCCGGUCUGAUCCUCCACUACUCGGCCAUAGGCUGGCCAGCAGUCUUCUACCUCUUCGGGUCAGUCGGGGUCCUCUGGUUCCUGGUCUGGGUCCUGGUGUGCUACAACAACCCCAACGAGCACCCGUUCAUAUCCGAAUCCGAGAAGAAGUACCUGCACGAGAGGAUGAGCGAGCACACCCACCAGAAGCCACCCCCAGUCCCCUGGAAACACCUCCUGACCUCUGUCCCCGUCUGGGCGCUGAUAGCAGCCCAGAUAGGCCACGAUUGGGGCUUCUUCACUAUGGUGACGGAUCUCCCUAAGUACAUGAGCAGCGUGCUCCGGUUCUCCAUAAAAAGCAACGGGUUGUUGUCCUCGCUGCCCUAUUUGUGCAUGUGGCUCUGCAGCAUCCUAUCUUCCUGGCUGGCCGACUGGGUUAUCACUGCUGGCCUCAUCUCCAGGACGAACGUCAGGAAGCUGGGCACAACCAUCGCAUCGAUUGGACCCGGACUCUUCAUCAUCGCCGCGUCCUAUGCCGGCUGCGACCGCGUCGCCGUCGUCGCCAUGUUCACCGUAGGGAUGACCCUUAUGGGGACUUUUUAUCCAGGGAUGAAGGUGAACGCCCUGGACCUAAGUCCGAAUUACUCCGGGACUCUGAUGGCCAUUGUUAAUGGGAUCGGCGCUUUUACGGGAAUCCUGACGCCCUACGUAGUUGGGGUCCUCACUCCUGAUCAGACCAUCUCCCAGUGGAGGCUCGUCUUCUGGAUCGUCCUGGCUGUCUUCAUAGUCACCAACCUCAUCUUCGUAGUCUAUGCCAGUGGGGAGGUGCAGUACUGGAAUGAUCCAGAGUUCUUGAAGAAGGAACGAGAGGAGAGGCGGAAGAGACUCUCCGGGGAGAAGGCCAAGGAUGGGAAAUGAGGUGGAUGGGUCCCGAGGGUUCCCGACCGGGAGCACGGGAUUCGACCUCUGGAGAUAGGUGGAUGCAAUCUCAAGAGAUAGGAGAGAAGGAGAGCCUCGGCAGAGAGAGAGGCCUGGGGGAAUUCCCCUUUUGGGGGAAUCCCGAGGAUUUGAAGGAAAUUCUGGGAGGCUCCCUGCCGGGUCGGCGGCUUCCAGGAAUCCCCCUGGGAGGCUGCAGACCGGGGCGGCGCUCUGGAUAGAGAUCAAGGUCGUCGCUGGGGAUUCCCUAGCGCCCUAGUCUUUUUUUUAUCACGUCCGUGCACUGAUGGGAUGGUACGUCGAAAUAUCCCGACGACUCGGAGUCAUCCUCGAUUUUUAUAGUCGACUUUUAAUUAGCGUUUCGAUUCUAUUAGACGGACACGUGGAGUCGUCUCCUAGUUUCGCUCCCGCAAAAUCAUCCUCCUGAUAUCAUCGAUAGUGAGCGAUUAGACCUCGCGAGGCCGUACUUGCGCAACGAUCACUCGAUGACAGUGAUUUUUACGUCGCAGGCGGUCUCUCUCUUUCGAGGGGUGCUGUUUUAUCCGACAAGGGGGACCGCCAUGCACUAGUCAUUAAGGCGAUAUGAAAGUGUCAUACGAGAACUCAAUCCUUAAUGCAAUUUUUUUUCCAAAUCACUCGCACCAAUUCGCUCGAAAUUUCCGCCCAUAAAUCCGGAGGCUCCAAGUGAGGUCCUGACACCCAUAUAAUUAGAAAUUUAAAAAAUUUCUAUUACAAAUAACUUUUAAUUUCUUGCAAGGAAUUAAGUUUAAAGGGUGUUGGGACCUCCCUUAAGGCCUCCACAUCCACGUGGUAAAGUUUGACGCGAUUCGGCGCAGACCAUUCGGAGAAAAGUGAUUAAUCGAAUUGUCAGACGCCACUUUCAUCCCACCUUAAAAUCGUCAUAUGUUAUCCCUCGACGAGAGGCGGCCUUCUCUCAUCUCCAUUGUCAUCCCAAAAUUUGUACAUACACUCACGAAUCGUGAUUUCCCGGGAUUUCGAUCUCCUUAUCACUUGACGCAAUUCUUAUCGUGACGAGACAACGUAUCGACAGUCGAACCGGACUUAUAAUUAAAAAACGGCGGAAAAAAAGCGGCGUUCUUUCCGCGUUCUUCUGUCGGAGAUCGGGCAUUAUCGCGUGCCUUUGUUCCAAGAUCGAUCGGGAUCGGAUUAAUCGUCAUCGAUUUAAUCGGCGCUAUCGUUAUCGUCUCUUGACGUUCUAGACUUAAGGAAAUAGAUUAAGGGACUCGAUGGUCCGAUUCCAGAUAGAGGGAAUGCGAGGAAUGCGAUGUCAAUGUUACAUAACAAUGCCAAAACGACAAUGUCAGUCUGAUCUUGUCAAUUCGACAUUUCUAAACACGCGUAUCGACAAAUUAGUGACGAAUCGCUCCAAUAGAUGGCGACAGUAUGCGGUAGAAAUUCUCGAGAGCUUCGUCUCUCAUCAGCGGUCGGUAAGGGAGAUGUCCCUCCUUAUCACUGGCCGCUUCAUCGGCGGAUCGAUUUUCGGAUUAAUCGAUCUCGGCAGUUUUACUCGACGUUUAAUUAACCGUUUUAUUUUCCUAGGUAGACUCCUCCCUGUGAACGAAUUUUUAUUAAUAAAUGUGACAAGGUCCCUGAGAGCGA
Orussus abietinus is the source of this 3293-nucleotide messenger RNA. RefSeq names its product putative inorganic phosphate cotransporter. The transcript has 3 exons. Gene Ontology annotation, biological process: monoatomic anion transport; transmembrane transport. The record is from RefSeq and is a predicted model, not a curated record. Gene Ontology annotation, molecular function: transmembrane transporter activity. The coding region runs from base 183 to 1655 and encodes 490 amino acids. NCBI's taxonomy places the organism in Eukaryota, Metazoa, Arthropoda, Insecta, Hymenoptera, Orussidae.